Dermacentor andersoni is the source of this 4774-nucleotide messenger RNA. The record is from RefSeq and is a predicted model, not a curated record. NCBI's taxonomy places the organism in Eukaryota, Metazoa, Arthropoda, Arachnida, Ixodida, Ixodidae.
GCAUGAUACCGUCACGAGGAACAUCCGCUGCCGCAUUUUUUCUUUCAGACACCCGAUUAUUCUAAGCGGGAAAGCAGGAACCGAAGAACCGUGCUGUUCGUUCGCGAGUGGAGAUCAUCGAGCUGUCAGGAUGGGUGGAAACGUGGUUUCAUAGGCACAGCAAGGCUCCGUGCUUCAGCACUUCUAUUUGGAUGCGUGCCGCAUCAUCGCCCAGUGUUGCUCACCAGAACCAUCACUGAUACUACUCGCGGCUCCGGGAUUGGUUAAAAACUAAGUUGCAGGUGAUCACUGCAUGGCAGAAAACAUGUGUGUAAAAUGGCCAUCUGUUCAUUCCUUUCGCCGAAUCGUGCUGAGUACUGACCUUUUUACACCGGCAUGGAACAGAAAGCUGGGGGCGACAAGCAGAUACGACUGAAACGUAAACUUCUGUCCCGCCUUGCAGCCGUACUUCCAGCGUCAACAGAUGAAACGGCGUUAUCGCGGCGCAAUGAGCUGUUGUCUAAUUUAUUUAAGGAACUGAAACCUCAUUUUGCCUCUUUGAUGGCUGCUUCCACUGCUUCAACAACUGUUCCGUCCCUCUCGCAAGCAAUGCCAAGUACGUUGCAAUCGGAACCCACCGUACGGCCAUCUGAUCAACAGUCAGCCCGACGACCACAAUGUGCAGCGCUUCCGGGCUGGGGAUUCAUGAAAACUACGCAAUCGGAUCAUCGCAAGGCCUCCCCGAAGAGGUCGCUCCGGAUGAACUUUCCGCAGGAAUCAUGCUCUUGUCCUCCAAUAUCUCACAAGGGGUUAUCCGAAGCUUCGUACUGUGUGAUUCCGAGCAUCCGAGUUUGCAAUCAGGGAACGUUUUUAGUACCGUCCGACGUGGCUUUCGAGUGCGCGGAUGGCAGUGUUUGGAGUCGAGCGCAGCGCAUACUUCGAUGGCAGCGUCAGGAAAGAUUUGCCUCUCGCCUACCGACGCAGUCGAAACGCGAAUUGUGCGGAAUACGCCGAGUAGUAUAUCCCAAUCAGUUAUGUCGACUAAUGAAAGUGUCCUUCCGCCGAACUCCCACGACUGAAAAGCGUGAUGCGGGCAGCGAGAGGCAAGGACCAGCGCCCGAAAUUGAAUGGGGAAUGCAUAACGGGCAUCUCAGUGGUAACAAGUUGUCGCUGGGAGUUCCACAAGCAACCUGUGAAAUGCUGGAUGAGAGGACAUACGAGCUGCUGGAAAACAGGUGGGAUACCGCACAAGAAGUGCUACCUGAACUUAUGUGCCACUCCAUUAAGAUGACAUCGGGAACUUCUGUCAUGCCAUACCAGCCCGUCUACGUGCCAGAACAAGGAACCAAGUCAUUCGAACCCGAGUCGUCGCUUCAGCCCACAGAAAACUGUGUUGAAAAAUGCGCAGACCCCUCUCCGAAUCCACAGCCUCUCGGUGACUACAAUCCCACUUCGAAAACAUCGUUCUCUAGGGAAGUUCCAAGCUUUGAAAGGUAUAGCGGACAUGACUUCUGCUUUCCCAGCACACCUUCAUUAAUGAAUGGAACAGAUUCUGUGGAAGAACCGAAUGCAGAAAAAUCUGGAUGGGUAACCUCAUGGUUACCUCCGCCUAUGGUAACGCAAGCAGAUAAUCAUGCUGUUCAUCGCUCCUUGCGAAUCGGCGAACAAAAUGUGCAUUACGCAAAGCCACCGAAAAGAGAAGUAAUGCAUCUCUACCAAAAUGUUGCAGACGAUAACAAAUUAUUUCGUGGAACCUCACCAUUGACAUAUUUUAUAGAUUGUUCGGCAGUUACUGAGUUCGUAGAAUGGGCGAAAAUGUCAAAGAAUACAGAAAGAUCGCAGCAGGAUGUCAGCAUCGCAGUCGACAAUAAUGGAUUCUUCCAGGACAAGGCAGCAUCAAAAGGGAUUGUCGUGAGCGAGAACGCUGUGGCGCCAAUCGCGCAAAAUAUGAAACUGAAGCUCGUGCCCCCGUCAUCGCAACAAAAACGCGAAGGCCAUUCAUCCGUCAAGUCCACAAACCUUGGGGCAAAAACCGUGCACUCUCAUGAAAAGAAGGCGCCGAACAACAAAGCAGCACCGUCACAGGAACAGCGUUUGCCGAUUGAAGAUUCAUCAGCACAAAAUGAGUUAACGCCACCUGUGCGAGAAAAUGAACCAGAAAAUGAACCAGAAAACGACGUAGAGCUUUCGAAAGAAAAAUGUACACUGAUGGAAAGGUCACCAGCACAGAUAAAUCUAUGCAAAUCUAUAGAGAGACCAGUGAAAAUUAAGGCGUCCGGAAAGAAAGCAGCAAGAACUAAGAAAAAGCGCGCACCAAACAAGAUGUCAGCCCGAACAAGCCUUCCGCAUGUGACACAGAUGGCAUUCGAGAACGGAGAAAUGUUUUCAGAAACAGGGAACAUUUCAAAUUCUAUCGCAGCUGGUUGCGCUAAUGCACGGAUGACCUUGACGGUUGCCACGACGGCAACGGAACAGUCAUUCCCGGUACGUCUUUCGGAACUGAACCAAGUGGUGUGCUCAGACAGCACUGAGCUGAUACAAAAGGCGCAUGCUGCAGAAUGUUUGGAGGUGGGCAGAUGGCAGAAGGUUCUGCAUACGAAUGAAAAAUAUAUUGGCAAUGAUUUGAAGUCCGAGUGCGUGAUGAUGAAAUCUAGGCUAUCGACGGAAGUGGUUUUAUGGAGAUCAAAACCGGAACCUCAAGGCAAUGACUGUUUACCUGAUGGCACCGUAAAAGAAUGGUUCCCAUGUUCAACUUCACCGCACGAUCAGGAGCUCAGUGAAACGCAAGGGUAUCAUAAACCAAGGGAAAGAAAAGAGAUUGAAGAAAGUACUAUCGGUGGGACACUACCGAUUCAUGACCUUAAUAUCCCAGCUGUCAACCGAAAGCCCUCGAGAGCAGCUGAAAAGUGUCAACGUAAUAACCAAGACACCAGCCAAGCCAUAUGGCAAAGGGAAGGUUGGGUCGAUUUCCCAAACGACACACUGGAAGAAAAUUCCGAAAAAUCUUGUAGCCUGGAUGAACCCAACAACUGGCAGUGGGAUUUAGGGGAACAGGAGUUGGAACCUCGGGAGAUUCCUGUGCUAUUCCCAUCUUCAAACAGCGUGAGCGCGUCUUGGGAAGUCCGUUGUCGGCAUUGUUCUAUUCUCCAAGCGCAAGCCUGCAAUCAUCAAUGCAAUGCCAAUCUGUGUAAAUCUGACUAUCGUAGCAGUCCACCCUGGGCACCAUAUUCUGAUAGACAUGCCACUACUAGCAAGUCUUACGGUAGCCAAGACCACUUGAGCCAGCCUUCUACUGAGGGCACAUUAUGGAAUAUGGAACGCUCCCAGCAAUCAUCUCCGAAUUGUCAAUCCCUUUUCUCUUAUUCAGACCGACUUUCGUUUUUGGGGCCUGAGAAACGCACGUCAGCUUAUUCACGUAAGCUCGCAUUCAAAGUCAGAGAUACGAACUCUCUCUACCUACCGUCACGCCCACGUAACAGUCCGCCACAAUUCUCAUAUACGUGCCAGUGCCCUACUCGUGGCUUGAACGCAUUCGAAGUCGAAGAUACGAACUGCCUCUACCCACCGUCACGCCCAUGUAACAGUCCGCCACAAUUCUUCUAUACGAGUCAGUGCCCUACUCGUGGGUCAAACGCAUUCGAAGUCAAAGAUACGAACUGCCUUUACCAGCCGUCAUGCCCAUGUAACAGUCCGCCACAAUUCUCAUAUAUGAGUCAGUGCCCUACUCGUGGCUCGAACGAGGUACGGGAUCCUUUCAGUGAGUCUGAAAGGAGAAAUACGCCAUACGGCACAGUAAACCGGAUGCCAGAAUCUUGGAAAAAUCUGCCAGUUUCCCGACAUUAAAUAACAGGUCGCACACUCUCGAAUCAAUUGGCAGUCUGAAUUGCUUUAGCGAACCUGUCACGUGCGGUACCUCAUGAAGCUUUGAUUGGCAACAAGACGCUGAACAGAACUUGCCCCUGCCGCAACAAGGUCGUCUGGCACUUCAGGAUCGCAGCCACACGCCAGCUGAUUUCGGCCAUCGGAGAAGAGGUGAUAAAAUGUUAUACGCUCCACCAUAAACGCUCGUUUGGGUUAAACUUGCCACAGUCCCUCUGCAGAAAUCGUCAGGCAACAGAGGACGCAGACCUUCUACAUUCGUGAAACAUUGUUUUCAUAUGCAGGAAGCCUUCGAAAUGACUAGCCUCAAGAUUUUCUUAUCCUAAAACGUCUCUGCUGGAUCAAAUGGCUGCGAGAUUACUGGUCAUCCUAAAAUCAGAACGCGCGCUGCCAGUUUCAUGGCGCAAUUAAGUGCAAUUUCUGAAUGCCCUAGUAUGUCUAGAAGCCGCCUGUCCAAACGAGCGCGAUUGUUCCAGACAAGGCAGCACAAGAGGCCCUCAUUUCAAGCUAAGCAUGGGACACGUUCUUGCUUUCUCGUAAAUGUAUGGCUCGAGCGUGCGCUGCAUUUGUUGAUUUUUAAAGCAAACGGCUGUAUGUUGCGGUGUCCAAGCAGGAACUCUAUUCCAGUGGUUCCUGGAGGCAAGAACCAUGGGCGGACUCCAUUCUGUCAACAAGUUUCACAUCGAUCUUGAAUAAGCAACACUGAGAUGAACUAAAGGCUUAUAUUGAAGCCAGAAGACAAGGUUCACUGCAGGUUCACGUGGCGUCCCAUAGGCGUGUUUGCGAACGCCCAAGUGCACAAUCUCGUGCUUGCUUUUAACCUGUCGGGUUUUAAACAUUGACGAAAGUGAUGGAAUUGACGAAAUAAAGUAUCCUUCAAAUCCCAGGUGUUCUUGUCACUCCAAAACAUUUCAUU